AUGACGUUCAAUGAUGCAAUAUCGGAGUGUACGGAAUUAAAGGCAGAAUUAGCUUAUCCUCCAGACAGAGGGAAUGAGACUACUCUGUCACCUGAAAGUGCUUUGUUGUCAUACCUGGCUGUACGCGGUGGUUGGGUUAAAGAAGGAACAGAAGAGGUCGAGGAAGUGUUUGUGAAUUGGAAUAUUCCUGAUCAAAGGGAGAUUAAAUCACGUCAGAAAUGUCAAACAUCAUUUGUUUAUCGUCAUGACUACUGCUAUAUCGCGGGUUUUACUAACUUCAUGCCUCGUUUUGCAAUCCGAACAGUUUGCAAUUUAUUGGAUAGUGAAAUAGUCAAAAUUAGGAAUAAGGAGGAGGCACAUACAGCUUAUGGACUUGCUGGUGGAAAGUCGUUCUGGCUUGGAUUGAGAAGAGGAAAGAGGGAUUGGUAUUGGGAUACUAGUACCUAUGGAACUCGAGCACAUUUUUUCUUUUGGCGUACAGGACAACCGGAUAUAACAGACAACAAAAAUUGUGUUUACGCAGCUUACGCAGGAGAGUGGAUGACUGCUGACUGUGAUAACUUCCGCUCACCAAAAAUGCCCUUCAUACAAGAACUAGAAGAAAGAAGUUAUAUGGAAUCAUUGAGAUGA
Molecule: messenger RNA, 630 nt
Organism: Brugia pahangi
Lineage: Eukaryota; Metazoa; Nematoda; Chromadorea; Rhabditida; Onchocercidae
Source: the annotation of a GenBank genome assembly